AUGGAAUACAAAGUCGCAAAAUUUUGGAAAGGAGUUGAAUAUGAUCCCGAUGUUAUAAAAUUUCAAAGUUCUGCCACUUCAAGGACCGGUGCUUCAGCAAUGGCAUUUGCUGAAGGUUUAUUCAAUGGAAAGGGACCUUUGGGCACUUGUAAAAGUCAACCUAAUCAAGAUUAUGUGUUACAACCGCAACUUGCCUGUCCACGUUUGGAACCAAAUC
Messenger RNA from Funneliformis geosporum, 217 nucleotides. The record is from the annotation of a GenBank genome assembly. Lineage: Eukaryota; Fungi; Glomeromycota; Glomeromycetes; Glomerales; Glomeraceae.